AUGGCCACUGCGGUUGCAGCGGCGGCAGGGCCGGGACCCGCUGCCGCUGGCGCCGCUGCUGCGGGAGCGGGAGCACCAGGACCGCCACUGCCAGCACAAAGCGGCCGCCGUGGCGGCAGCGGUAGCAUUGCUGCCCCUGGGACACCUCUGCUGCCGCUGUCUCCACCGCCACGACCUGCGUCAACGGACGCUCCAGCCGCUAUUCGCUUUCGAGCAACCAUUGAUUGGAAAGCGACAUUUGCGGCAGCCGUCUCACCCUAUGACGUGUUGCCGCCAGGCCAUCGUGCGAAGGGGAUGACAGGCUUACGGGAGCUCCGGCUUGGCGCGCUGGAAGUGCUCCUUGCUGAGGCGCCUGAGGCCGCCAAUGCGGCCGUGGAGGUGCUGCGGGCUCGGAUGUGGGACGGAGUUGCGGCCAUGGACAUGGAAUGGAAGCCCGACACGGCGCGCGGCGAGUCCCACCCCGUCGCGCUGCUACAGCUCUCAUCGGCUGGUCUUGUGGUGGUGGUGCGCACGCUGGCGUGCGGCCUGCCGGACAGCUUCCGCACGCGCUUCAUGGAGGACAGCGACGUGGAGCUGGUAGUGGCUGGUUGGAGCAGCAAUGACGAGCGCAAGUUCGAGGAGAGCUUUGGGUUGCAGACCUUUUGGUGCGAAAUCACGGAUAUCCAAAAAGUCGCAAAGGCAUGUGGACAUUCCAAAACUGGUGUACGGGCGCUCGUGCAGGCAGUGCUGGAGCCUUCCGUGGGCAUGCCCAAAAGCAAGAAAGUUUCGAUGUCUGAUUGGAGUGCACCCAGCUUGCAGCCUGAGCAGCUGAAGUACGCGAUCCUGGACGCCGCGUGUACGGAGCACGUGUUUCGUUGUCUUGAGGGAAGGUUCUAG
Messenger RNA from Volvox carteri f. nagariensis, 876 nucleotides. RefSeq lists its product as uncharacterized. Gene Ontology annotation, cellular component: cytoplasm; nucleus. Gene Ontology annotation, biological process: nucleobase-containing compound metabolic process. Bases 1 to 876 code for a protein of 291 amino acids. Gene Ontology annotation, molecular function: 3'-5' exonuclease activity; nucleic acid binding. NCBI's taxonomy places the organism in Eukaryota, Viridiplantae, Chlorophyta, Chlorophyceae, Chlamydomonadales, Volvocaceae. The record is from RefSeq and is a predicted model, not a curated record. The transcript is spliced from 5 exons.